Molecule: messenger RNA, 718 nt
Organism: Anoplopoma fimbria (sablefish)
Lineage: Eukaryota; Metazoa; Chordata; Actinopteri; Perciformes; Anoplopomatidae
Product: CDGSH iron-sulfur domain-containing protein 3, mitochondrial-like
Exons: 3
Coding region: 198-587 (129 amino acids)
Cellular component (GO): intracellular membrane-bounded organelle
Molecular function (GO): 2 iron, 2 sulfur cluster binding
Source: RefSeq, a predicted model, not a curated record
ACUAUUUCCAAAACACUUGCAUUGCUACUCUGCUGUUUCUCACAGUUACAUGUCUCCUCUCUCGUUUUGACCUUUCUGUUUCCUGUAGCUUUGAAGUAUUUGUGACUUUACGUCCGCGGUUGUUUUAACUGCGCGCUACUUUUGAGCAGCACCUGUCAAGAGGUUUGCAUUGAAGUUAGUUAACUGUCAUUGGAAACAUGAACACAUUGGUGACCAAAUUAGACUACAAAUGGAUCAGUUUGACCCUGCGGCGACCUUGGAAAACAGCUUUGGCAGGUUUUAAGGUCCAGCUCUCCACACUUCCUCCAGAGCCUGUCAUCCCCUCUAAGAAGCCCUUUAAGGUGGAGCUAGUAGGUGGAAAGCGUUAUUCAUGGUGCACAUGUGGGCACAGCAAGAAACAGCCUUUUUGCGACGGAGCCCACAAAACCAAAGCCCAAGGCCUGUCCCCGCUACGCUUUGUCCCAGACAAAGACGCCACAGUUUGGUUGUGUGGUUGCAAGUACACAAACAACCCACCUUACUGUGACGGCACGCACAAGCAGGACUUCAUUGUUUCUGCCACAUUACAUGAACAAACAGACUCUUGAAAAGGACGGCAGAGAUGUAUUUAUGUUGCUGUUGCACAUCUUUGUACAUCGUUUGCAUCAAAGCAGCACACGUUAACUGAUCGAGUGCUGGAAUCUUGUCUUUUCAUUGUUCCUCUCGGUGCUUGACAGAG